Molecule: messenger RNA, 3574 nt
Organism: Esox lucius (northern pike)
Lineage: Eukaryota; Metazoa; Chordata; Actinopteri; Esociformes; Esocidae
Product: fibulin-1
Exons: 15
Coding region: 477-2513 (678 amino acids)
Biological process (GO): extracellular matrix organization
Cellular component (GO): extracellular region
Molecular function (GO): calcium ion binding; peptidase activator activity
Source: RefSeq, a predicted model, not a curated record
AUCACUGAAAAGUUCGCACCAACACGUGCAGAAGACGUAAUCCAAAUCAAAUGUAAUCACCCUGUUGAGUACAUUACCUCUGUUGACAUACAGUAUGUACCGCUAACCCUUAACACAAAAGCAAGUAAUGUUUAUCAACGUAAGCAUUUUCUGUAGCUCCUGAAAGAUCUUUAGAUAGAGUAGAUUUUGUGAAAUUAGGGUUUAGGCUAUCCUUUUUACUGACGUGACAUGGGCAAACCCUAUGGUAGAUUAAUUGCCCUUUACACGCCCCCAUACCCGACAAGUUGUCUUUCUACCCCUCCGUAAUAAAUUAUUUUCUCAGCAACUGACCAACUCCCUAGGCGACUCAAUCUCUGCGCUUGUCGGGUUGAUGAAAGGAACCCUUACACGGAAUAGAAAACGAAUUCAAUAGACGCAAGCAAUCUAGAAUAUUUUCUUCUAUUCUCUUUUUACCUGGGAGAUAUUUUCCCAGUGCAAUGGAACCGUGGAUGUUAUGGGUAUUUUCAUUAUACGGAGUUUUACAUGGACAAGACCACCCAGCCUCUCCCAAAGUGGAGGAUUGCUGUUAUGACGGGAGACACCGGGCUCUGGGUGGUGAAGACUGUACAGUCCUUCCUCUCAUCGCUUCCUCUCACAUCUGUAGGAUUGCUCAGGAGCAGUGUUGUUCAGCUGCAGCCGGGAACACAUUGUGUACCACCGGCAUCAAUCUGGCCAAGGAACAGGGGGCUUGUGUGGUGCCUUUUACCCAAGAGGACCCCUUCGAAACCAAGACCACCAAGAUGUGUUGUGACUGCUGCCUGCUGGGCCUGAUGUCCGCUAGCAGGGGUUAUGGCUGUGAGCUGGCCCUGGACAUGGGAAAACGGUGUCGGGAGACAGCCCAGGCCUGCUGUGGUGGGGUACAACCGGGGCACAACAACACUGUGGCUGGAACUCUAGCCAAGACUGAUUUGAACCAUUCACCUGGUGACCUACUGGCACACCAAUGCAAAGUAGGAUCCACCAAGUGUUCACAUCUGUGUGUGGGCAAAGACACGUGUGCUUGCUUUGAUGGCUACCACCUCCAACCCGACCAACACACCUGUGAGGACAUUAACGAGUGUUUGAAUGGGUCUCACAACUGCGGCGCUGGGCAGAGUUGCAUCAACACAGAGGGCUCUUAUCGCUGUCAGCGUGACACCAACUGUGGCACAGGCUACGAGCUCACAGACGCCAACAUUUGCCUCGACAUUGACGAGUGCGCUCUGGGCACCCACAACUGCGGCGGGGACUUUGAGUGUAGGAACAGGGAGGGGUCGUUCCGCUGUCUCCCGCGGGUGCCAUGUGGAGAGGGCUACAUCCAGGACGCUGUGGGGACCUGUAUCGACAUCAACGAAUGUUUAACCCAGUCCAGCCCGUGCCAGCCGGGCCAGACCUGUAUCAACACAGUGGGAUCAUAUAACUGUAGAAGAUACUCGGUCAUCUGUGGACAUGGAUAUCACCUCAGUGGGGACGGUAGUCACUGUGUGGAUGUGAAUGAGUGUUUGCUGGAAGAGGCUUGUCAGGGCCAUGAUUGUGUCAACCUACUGGGCUCCUUCCGCUGCGAGUGCAGACCUGGCUUCACCUUCCAUAGUGUCAUCAGACUCUGUGAAGAUAUCAAUGAGUGCAGGCACUACUCAGGACGCCUCUGUGCCCAUAAGUGUGACAACACCCCGGGGUCUUACCAGUGUUCCUGUACCACCGGCUUCAAACUGGCCAGCGAUGGCAGGAACUGUGAAGAUGUGAAUGAGUGUGAGAAUAACCCCUGCAGUCAGGAGUGUGCUAAUGUCUAUGGCUCCUACCAGUGCUACUGUCGCCGUGGUUACCACCUCAGUGAUGUCGAUGGGAUUAAUUGUGAAGAUAUAGAUGAGUGUGCCCUGCCAACCGGGGGCCACGUGUGUUCCUACCGCUGUUCCAACACCCCUGGCAGCUUCCACUGUACCUGCCCCCUCAUGGGCUACACCCUUGCCCCCAACGGACGCACCUGCCAAGAUAUGGACGAGUGUGCGACUGGUUCCCACAGCUGCAAGGCAGCGGAGGUCUGUGUCAAUAUACAGGGAGGGUUCAGGUGCCUGUCUUUUGAGUGUCCACCCAACUAUCGCCGCGCUGCAGAGGGUCGUUGUGAGCGUAUCCCCUGUGAGUUCACCCGGGGUCCCUCGUGUUUAUCCCUCCCCUUGGAAAUCUCUUUCUACAAUAUCACUUUCCCCACCAAUGUCCCGGUGCCGGCCGAUGUCUUCCGCAUGGGGCCCUCCAACUCAGUGCAAGGGGACAGCGUCCGGCUAGACAUCGUGUCGGGAGACCCGGGCGGGUUCUUCACUGCCAAGAGACAGGCCCACGGUGGAGUGAUUUCACUGCGCAGUGCCGUGUCUGAACCCCGGGACUUCUUGCUCACAGUGGAGAUGAGGCUCUCACGUUACGGGACUGCUCAUCAUUAUGUGGCUAAGAUCGCUGUGUUUGUCACCCACGAGCAGCCUGCCGAACCUCGACUACCGCUCUGAAGGCCGUUCCGAUAACCGUUCUGAAGGCCGUUACGAUAACCGCUCUGAAGGCCGUUCCGAUAACCCGGCUGUCGUAAAAUGGCUCGUCUCACGUUUGACUGCCACAACAGAAUAUUCAGCAGGACUCCCUAUUGUUGUUUUACUCCAUCCUCAGCUCCCUUUGUUCUGGGAAAGUUAUAUAACGAUGAUUCGAGUGAUGGGGCUUUACAUGUUGUGAUGUCUAAUGUCCACUAGGGGGAAAUCAUUGACAGUAUAAUAGCUUGAAUUAUUUAUUCUACCUCACCAAUCUGCCACACAGUUCGCAUCGCAGCAACGGUUGGGAUUCUUCACUUUUGUUACUUUUUAUUGUAUUUUUGCAAUUAAAAUGAAUUUGUUACACCAAGUGAUUUUUUUUUUCCUUUCCAAUUUCCCUCCUGCCCCCAGACAACCUGAUAAUAACCCUUUACAUACUGCUCUCACUGACAACGGCUACUUCUACCCGAAUAUCCAUUCAUUCUACUUCAGUCAUUCUGGGCAUUAUUAAUGGUUGGUGAUUAUUAUUAAUUCCUGCUUCCUGCUGGCCUGACUCUGCCAAACUGCCUUAAUGCAGGAUCAAGGAUGCCCCCUCUUUAGUGGAGCAAAGAAAAAUAAAGCAUGCCACCUAUUUGUGGGUACCUGGUCUCUGGCCAGUAAAGGGGGUCUCAAUUAGUGGUCUCCCAGCAUUACAGCUAAGAAGAUGGAUGAUGCUCUCAGUGUUGGUGUUGGGUGGCUAUCAAUGGGGACCGCUGGUACAUGAUACGAAAGCACAACGAGCUGCGACUGACUUGACCCAGACAACUUUUACUUUCCAGUGAUCAGGUUUUCCUUUGCAGUUUACUCUGGAUUGUCGACUACUCCUCUCAGAUUUGUGGUUUGGGAUCCGUUAAAUACAGAAGCGGUUUUAUGACGUAUGGAUGGAUAUUUCGCAUUGACAGUCUGUGGAAUAUUUGAGAAAUGUGGGAUUCCCAUUCCGGUCUCUGUUGCUUCUGAUGUAAAACGAUCAGCUGGUGGUUCACUUCUAUUCUCUCUCAUUUUCUACCCAU